AUGGGCUCCUCCAAGCAGCAGCUGUCGUCCAAGCACGCGCUGCCCUUUAAGACGAACAACAAGUACAAGCGCCAGGACUUCCACCUGAAGCAGAAAAAGGCCCGCGACAGCAUCAAGCGCGACGAGCGGUUCCGCCGCAAGCGCGAGGAGGAAAAGAACCCCGAGGCCAAGGCGGAGCGGCUGGCGCGCAAUGUGCCCGCCACCAUUGACAAGAAGCGCACGUGGGACGCGGUGGGCUCGGAUGACGAGGACAUACUGAACAUGGCGGUGGAUGUGGAGAGGCUGAAGCGGCAGAGGCUGGCUGCGGAGGAGGCGGCGAAGAAGGAGGAAGAGGAGGCGGCGGAGGAGGAGGGGAGUGAGGACGACGACGAGGACCGCGACAGCAUGUUGGACGAGGACGAGGACGACCACGACAGCAUGCUCGACGACGAGUCGGACGCCGGCUCCGACGACGAGGACGCGGACACCAAGGCGCAGGCACGGAAACAGGCGGCAAAGAAGAAGAAGGCAGCAGACGGCGACGCGCCUCGGCGAGACCAACGCGCCUCCAGCCCCUCGGGCUCGACAAUGAGCACGAACCUGAAGCUGACGCCCGACUCUUUGGCCGAGAAAUUCCCUUCGCUAUUCACCGCGCCCACGCUGCCGCCCAAAGUCCUCGUCACGACCAACAUCAACAGCACGCUGCACAAGGAAGCCGAGCUCGUGUGCGGCCUCUUCCCCAACAGCACGUACGUGCGGCGCAGCGCGCACCGCUUCGGCCACAAGUUCAGCAUCAAGGAAAUCUCCAAAUUCGCCGCCAACCGCGAGUACACGACCGUCGUUGUGCUGAACGAGGACCAGAAGCGGCCGAGCGGCCUCGACGUCGUCCAUUUGCCUGACGGCCCCAUGUUCCACUUCAGCAUCAGCAACUGGGUCGAGGGCGCCAAGCUGCCCGGCCAUGGCAACCCCACCAACCACUACCCCGAGCUAAUCCUCAAUAACUUCCGCACGCCGCUGGGUCUGCUGACGGCGCAUCUGUUCCGCACGAUUUUCCCGCCCCAGCCAGAGCUGCAGGGCCGGCAGGUCGUCACGCUGCACAACCAGCGCGACUACAUCUUCGUGCGCCGCCACCGCUACGUCUUCCGCGACAAGCGCGCGACGGAAAAGAGCGUCGUGGGCACCGACGGCAAGCCCAUUGCCGGCGUCGAGGACAUCAAGGCCGGCCUGCAGGAGCUGGGGCCGCGCUUCACGCUCAAGCUGCGCAGGAUCGAUAAGGGCAUCCAGCGCGCUAGUGGGCAGGAGUGGCAGUGGAAGGCGGGCAGUGAGAAGGUGCGGACGCGGUUUGCGCUGUAG
Molecule: messenger RNA, 1332 nt
Organism: Aplosporella prunicola CBS 121167
Lineage: Eukaryota; Fungi; Ascomycota; Dothideomycetes; Botryosphaeriales; Aplosporellaceae
Exons: 2
Coding region: 1-1332 (443 amino acids)
Biological process (GO): maturation of 5.8S rRNA; maturation of LSU-rRNA
Cellular component (GO): preribosome, large subunit precursor; nucleolus
Molecular function (GO): rRNA primary transcript binding
Source: RefSeq, a predicted model, not a curated record